AUGACUUCCUCCCGCCGGCCCACACACGAUCGCCCGAGCAGCAGUGAGACCUCAUCACUUGGUACGACGACCUGCAGUAAAGGCCAUGUGCAUCCUCCUUGGAACACGACUGGAGUACUACGGAUAGCGAAAUGUGAAUCCGUGUGUGGAUUUUGCCAGAAAGAGACGAAGACUGCUGCGAAUUUGAGGAAGCACGUUGCGAUACACAUCAAAAAUGAGGGCUUGAAUUUGAGUAUUGCGGAGGGAUCAAGUGGAAGAGGGAGAUUAGAAAUGCCCACCGCAACACUAGACCGCACAUCCCGCUCGACCUCAUCUUACCUCUCCUCACAGACGGACGACUCAGAUUCCAACUCUUUGGACACAGAAUCAAUGUCCUCUUACAAAAGGAGUUUCCUCCCACCAAACUCCUCUUCGUCGUCCCACCAAAGCCCCGACGCCUUCUCCCCUUCUGCAGUCCUCAUGUCCAUGGCAUCCACAACACGUGCAUCAUAUCCCUCCUACACGAUGUCCGCCUCCACAUCUCCUUUCCAAGGCUACACUCACGGCGCAACAUUCACCCACUCUCUGUCACACUCGCCUUCGCCAGCCCUAACACCAACCGCCUUCCCCUCCUCGUCAUCCACACCCUCUCUCCCACACAUCACCCACUCUAGCUCACAUUCACACACGCACUCAACACCCACACCCGAUCCCUUCCGUGCCCUCCGGGAGCAUCAUAUAAAUACCAAGUACGCCUGGACAGCCAUUCCCUCCAGCGAGGGCUUCCGGAUCCUCGACCUCUGCAAAUCGCUGUCCGUAUCUCGCGGCGAAGACCGAGUACCGUGCUAUAACCGCGAAACGAUCUUUGAUGAGGAGUGGCAGGCGCAUAUGAAAGAUGUGCAUGGGGUAUUUCUGCUAUGGCCCGAGACGUGGAUGAGGAGGAUUGAAGUGUUGGAUUUGGAUGCGUUUGGAGGGGAUAUCGGGGCUUGCAAUGAUGUUAUCAUGGACAGUUGA
This is a messenger RNA of Cadophora gregata, 993 nucleotides long. RefSeq lists its product as uncharacterized. The record is from RefSeq and is a predicted model, not a curated record. Lineage: Eukaryota; Fungi; Ascomycota; Leotiomycetes; Helotiales; Ploettnerulaceae. The transcript is spliced from 3 exons. Bases 1 to 993 code for a protein of 330 amino acids.